CAGGAAGCCCUACUAAAAAUACCCCGACGUCAGGCUAAAGAAAGGACCCGACUGAAGGCGGACAAAUUUUGGGAUUUCAUGUGUAUGUCAACGAGACUUCGGAAAAAUGUCGGGACAGAGGGGAAACAACUUGUUUUUAACGCAUGAACGUACACUGACGCUUUUCUCACUAGUUAUUGUUUUUAUCAGCUCCAUCAACUCUGUUUCUUUAGGCGUACAGACAGGGCAGGAGGCAGAGACUUACAACAAAUACUACAAUUAUGAGGAACUAACUAACCUUCUCAAAAGUCUUGCACAGAAAUACACAAACAUCGCAAAUUUGACCAGCAUUGGGAGAUCCGUUGAAGGCAGAGAGCUGUGGGUCAUGAGAAUCACCAAGGACCCCACUGCUGAUGUACCUGGAAAGCCCAAAUUCAAGUACGUGGGCAACAUGCACGGAGACGAGACCGUGUCCCGGCAGGUUCUCAUCUAUCUACUAGAGCACUUGCUGGCGGGGUACGGCGACGAUCCGCGGGUCACUGAGCUGGUCAACAGCACGGAUAUUUAUAUCAUGCCAAGUAUGAACCCUGAUGGAUUUGAGAGGUCUGUUGAGGGGGAUUGUGUGGGCAGAGAUGAGGGUCGCUAUAACGCCAAAAACAUUGACCUCAAUCGAAGUUUCCCGGAUCAGUUUGAAAAUAUACACGUGAAUGGAGAAGAUAUUCCUGAAGGCACUGCUGUCAUGAGGUGGAUACUGGAGAACAAAUUUGUGCUCUCUGGGAAUCUGCAUGGUGGUACUGUGGUGGCCAGUUAUCCCUAUGAUGACUCUGCAUCACAUGAUGUUGAAGGCACCUAUAGCAGGUCUCCCGAUGAUGCUCUAUUCAGAUACUUGGCACGGGUUUAUGCAGAGAAUAACCCUGUCAUGAAUACGGGGCAGCCGAAAUGUGAGGAAAGCUUAAGUGAGACCUUCAAGGAUGGCAUUACGAAUGGAGCAAAGUGGUAUGAUGUGCCAGGGGGAAUGCAGGAUUACAAUUACAUGAAGGGGAACUGUUUGGAAAUCACUAUGGAGCUCAGCUGCUGCAAGUACCCUCCCUCAUCACAACUAAAAACAGAAUGGGACAACAACCGGGAGGCCUUGCUUGCCUACAUGGAGAAGAUUCAUAUCGGAGUACGUGGCUUUGUCAAGGCAGCCAGGACUGGAUCCCCUCUUGCAGAUGCAGUGAUAAUGGUGGCAGGCAUUAAUCACAAUGUGAGCACUGCACGCUUUGGUGACUACUAUCGGCUGCUGCUGCCUGGCACCUACAACAUCACAGCCUUAGCCCCAGGCUACAUUCCAGUGUCUGUGGUUGGGGUGGAGGUGAAAGAGGGCAAAGCCACUGAACUGAACUUCACCCUUGCGGCCGAGACUGAUGAGAAUCCUUCCACCCCCUCAGUCCCAGAAUCCCCCACUGCCACCUCUGUGAACAGUGCGAGUGCAGACAGCAGCAGUACUGGUGUAAACGAUGACAGUCUGGGAGAAACAGACAAAGAGCAGAGUUCCAGGCUUUCGGUCCAGCCCCAGGACUUCCGCCAUCACCACAACAGCGACAUGGAGCUGUUCCUGCAGAAGUUCAGCUCUGAAUACAGCUCCAUCACACGGCUGUAUUCUAUCGGCAAGUCCGUGCAGGGGCGUCUCCUGUGGGUCUUGGAGAUCUCUGACAACCCUGGCAUCCAUGAGUUAGGUGAACCAGAGUUUAAGUAUAUUGGAAACAUGCACGGCAAUGAGGUGGUUGGUCGGGAGCUGCUUCUCAACCUCAUUGAGUACCUGUGCCGUAACUAUGGACGUGACCCUGAGGUCACCAAGCUUGUCAACUCCACUCGAAUCCACAUCAUGCCUUCUAUGAACCCGGAUGGUUAUGAAGUGGCCCAAGAAGGAGAUAUCAGUGGCAUCCAUGGGCGUAACAACUCUAACAAUUUUGACCUGAACCGCAACUUUCCUGACCGGUUCAGCCUAGUCACUGAUCCCAGACAGCCAGAGACCAUUGCAGUCAUGAACUGGGCAAAGAGCUACCCAUUUGUGCUGUCUGCCAACCUUCAUGGAGGAUCUUUGGUGGUGAACUAUCCAUUUGACGACAAUCUAGAGGAUGUUAUCAGAUACAGCAAGUCUACCGAUGAUGAUGUAUUCAGGAUGCUGGCUCUCGCUUAUUCUCAGGAAAACUCACAAAUGCAUGAUGGUUACCCCUGUAAGGAAAUGGAUCCAUACCAAGAGUAUUUUCAAGAUGGCAUCACCAAUGGUGCUGCAUGGUACAACGUUCAUGGGGGAAUGCAGGACUGGAAUUAUUUGAACACUAACUGCUUUGAGGUGACCAUUGAACUCGGCUGUUAUAAGUACCCACCAGCAGCAGACCUACCAAAGUACUGGGAGCAAAACCGUCAAUCACUUCUGCAGUUCAUCCAUCAGGUCCACCGUGGAGUGAAAGGAAUGGUGAUUGACAGCAAAGAUGGGUCUGGCAUCCCCAAUGCGACCAUCACCGUGGACACAAUCAAUCACCCCAUAACAUCAAACAUUGCAGGGGACUACUGGCGCUUACUCAAGUCAGGACCAUACCACCUGACUGCCUCUGCCCAAGGCUACACCUCAGUUAGUACCUAUGCCUUUGUGCCUGAAGAUGGAGUAGAGAUUGUUAAUUUCACACUGACCCGGAUUCACAGCAGCGUAAAUGGGCGGACGAUGGAAGAUGCCACCCCAAUACAGGAUCCCAAUGUGAAGGAGUUCCAGAGCCUCAUCAAGCAACUGUCAGGAGGAUCUGGUCUAGAUGAGCUGAUCAAGAACACUCCCACCCAGAGCAGCUUCCGCUACCGAAGAUACAGCGAAGUUUCAGAGUUCCUGCGUGGUCUCACCUUAAACUUCCCAGAGAUUACCUUACUUCACAGUCUUGGUCAGAGUGUGGAGUUUAGAACUAUCUGGGCUUUGGAGAUCUCCAACAACCCCAGAGUCCAAGAACCAUCUGAGCCCAAGAUCCGGUUUGUGGCAGGCAUCCAUGGCAAUGCCCCAGUGGGCACUGAGCUGCUUCUGGAGUUUGCUGCCAGUCUCUGCAUCAACUAUGGCAAGAAUGCAGCCAUCACCAGGCUAAUAAAUGAAACCAGAAUUGUUAUCCUGCCCAGCAUCAACCCAGAUGGGCGUGAACUGGCAAAAGAGAAUGACUGCGCCUCCACUGCUGGCAUGACCAAUGUGCACGGCAAAGACCUUGACAAUGAUUUCUUCCGUAAUGCAUCUCAGCCUGCAGUAGAGCCUCAACCUGAAACACAUGCUGUAAUGGACCUGAUACAGGAACGAGGUUUCACUCUCUCUGUGGCUCUGGAUGGAGGCUCUUUAUUGGUCACGUACCCAUAUGACAAACCAGUGCAAUCUGUUGAAAACGAGGAUACAUUGAGAUACUUGGCUACUGUGUAUGCCAGUCACCAUCCCACAAUGCACUUGGGCAAUACUGGAUGUCCAAACAGCAGCCCAGUGGGCAACAUUCCUGAUGGUGUACUCCGAGCAGCUGAGUGGCACAGUCACAUGGGCAGCAUGAAGGACUUCAGUGUGGACUUUGGUCAUUGUCCCGAAAUCACUGUCUACACCAGCUGCUGCCUGUUCCCAUCGGCUGAAAAGCUGCCCACGCUUUGGGCCGAGAACAGAAAGUCUCUGCUGAGCAUGCUGGUGGAGGUGCACAAAGGGAUUCGUGGAGUGGUCAAGGAUAAGAAUGGUAAGCCCAUUAUGGGCGCAAUGAUAGUGUUGAAUGGUGGUGUACGAGUCUUCACCAGUGAGGGAGGAUACUUCCAUGCGCUUCUGGCCCCAGGUUUACACAACAUUGAAGCAGUAGCUGAUGGCUACCAGCAACAGUCCCAGAAGGUGUCUGUGUCACCGUUUGAAGCAGCAAGUUCUAUAGUCAUUGAGUUCGACAUGGAGAACGAUAUAUUUGGCCUUCCAAGAGAAUUAGUAGUGGCAAGUGCAGCUGCAGCAAUGACUGCCCUGGUAGUCACAGCUUGCAUUAUCUGGUGCGUUUGCUCAGCCAAGUCAAACAGACAAAAGGAUGGAUUUCAUCGGCUGCGACAGCAUGGAGACGACUACGACGAUGAGAUCCGUCUCACAUCUAUGGGCUCCAAAAAGUCUCUUCUGAGCCACGAAUUUCAAGAUGAGAGUGAAAGCGAUGAGGACACACUAUACACUAACAAACUUUGAGCCAUGACGGCUCCUUCUCCUCCCCUGAUCUGUCCACUGCCCGCAGGCCCACAAGAGGGUGCUCACCUUAACAGCCUGCAGCAUAAUCGUCCAAACCGUUUAAACCCUGAAAACCACCAUGAGAUGCACUUAAAUGCCCUAGUUAAAUCGGGCAACCGUUUUGCACCAUAGUGUAUGCAACUAACCACUGUUCAACCUGCUCUCAACCAGCCUGCUUAUUCAUCUGGGUCUAUAUUAUGCGAGUUCUCCACCCUUUAAAUUGGAAACUGAAAAGCUCCAUCAUUGCAUAAAUCUCAACAGGAUUAUGAAACACUGUGCCUUGUUAGAUUAGUGGUUGCGUAUUGGCUGCUGUUGAAAUGUGUGAAUGAGGAUUUUGUUGUAUAAAUGGAAUCUUCUCCUUUUGCUUGGACUUGAGUCAACAUGAAUUGAUCCAUCUCAAAAUCUGUUUUUCAAGAUUCAUAGACAUCAGUUUUGUUUUGAAAAACAGAUACGGACUGCCAUGUGAUUUCGAUUCUCUUUAUCUACGGUAAUGCAUAGCCAACUGAGUGGUCCAAAACAUUAUCACAAAUUUUUCAUCCAAUUAAAGGGAUAGUUCAUCCAAAAAUGAAAAUUUGUCAUAAUUUACUCACCCUAAUGUUGUUCCAAACCUUACAUUCUGCGUGGAACGCAAAAGAUGCUAUUAGGCAGAAAGACAGCCUCAGUUGGCAUUCACUUUCAUUGUAUCUUUGUUCCCUACAAUCAAAGUGAAUGGUGACUGAGGCUGGAACGACAUGAGGGUGGGUAAAUGAUGACAGAAUUUUCAUUGUUGGGUGAACUGUUCAUUUAAGAUAUUUAAUUUGAGCAUGUAUACGUUUCUCACAGUGACUCAGCAUUAAACGUCUCAGACUGUGAGACUUAUAGUUUGCCAUAAAUAUUAACAGCUUUUCAGACAUACAGGAUUUAGAUUUUUUACAUUAAGCAAUCCCUCAUUUUCCGGACUCUAUUUAUCCAGAAGCACAUUAUUUAUAUAGAUAAUGUAUUGGAUAUGUUGACUGAUAAGCAUGCUCAUCCACUGCCUUGCCAUUUCUCUACCGUUAUUUUGGCUUUCAGGGAUUUGGUGAUGCAUUAAUAACAACUCCAAACCGAGGACAUUAAAGUGUUUAGUUUGUCUGGAUUUUUUCUGUAAUGUUCACUCUUGAAAAUGUCGUCCCUAUUCCAUUCAUUUGAAGUAAUACAUUUAUUUUAGUUUUUACAUCCAUCCAUUGCAAAAUGUAUUUUGCUUACUGUCUCUCAGGCAUCCUAAAAUGAUUGGAAAAAAAUCAGUGCUGUAGAAACUUUUGUUGUUGACAUGGAUAAAUGUUGUGUGCAAUUCAGGAAACAAGAAAAGGAGAAACAUACAUUGUAGAGUUGGAAAGUGCUGAAUGUCUCUGUAUCCUGCAUCUGCAUUUCCAUAAAAUCCACAGUUGCCUGUUUGAUUGAAACACUGAUCAUCAUCUGGGAACAUGCUUAUCUAAUAUUUCUUUUUUAGUGUCCCUGUGUUGUGUGCACCACAGUGAGUUUCUUGAAUGUAAAGAUGAGAUUUUGUUGAGUGUGUGUCAAUAUAGUGUUACUGAGCAAUCUGAAACCAGCAGAGCAACCUGUAAGUACUGCCAACUAUGUGCAGGCAGGUUUUCAGUUCAGUUUGUUUCUGACAAAUUCCUUUUCAGUUUAUGAAUCUGAAACUUUGAUUCCGUUCUCCCCUCUUAAAGUUAAAUAUAAUAAUUGGGAUGGAGAAGAUCAUGUUUUGACCUCAUGCUUUUAAACUAGAAAAGCAAGAAACACCCCAUUAAACACAGCAGGUAUCAAACUUUAAAGGGCUAGUAGUUCAGCCAAAAAUAAAAAUUCAUUUCCUCACCCUCAUGUUGUUCCAAACCAGACUUUUGUCUGUGGAACACGAAAGGAGAUUUUAUAGAAAAAAAGAUGUUAUGAAAGUGCAUGGUGAAUGAGGCUGUCAGUCCCCAACAUUUUGCCUUUCAGAAGAAAGAUGAGUGAGUGAGCGAGUGGUGACAGAAUUGCCCAGACUAUCUCUUUAAUGUUAGAUUUAAAUUUUUUGUAAUUCAUAUCAUGGCUGUUCCAGAUUAAUCAUUCUUACAAGUCAAAUGAGAAUUAUAUUUACAUGAUUUGAUUAGUAAUUGACCCCAUUACAAAUCUGGAUUUGGCUUGAUGUUGAUUGUCAUGCUUGAAUGUAAAUUACUGGGUAUGUUUGAACAAAUGUGUUUAACUUUUGUAUGUUUGUGCUGAUGUUUCCCCCCCCCUUUUUUAUAAAAUAAUGAUUGUAGAUAGUGAAUUGUUGCCAACUACAUGUAAAUUACACAAGUGCAAUUUCUGUCAAGAGUGAAAGAACUGUGCAAAAGAAAUGAAAUGUCUGGUGUCUGAUGAUAUGGGAUAUAAAUAAAACUGAAACUGUUCUGAAU
This is a messenger RNA of Myxocyprinus asiaticus (Chinese sucker), 6612 nucleotides long. Its product is annotated as carboxypeptidase D-like. Lineage: Eukaryota; Metazoa; Chordata; Actinopteri; Cypriniformes; Catostomidae. Bases 107 to 4180 code for a protein of 1357 amino acids. Gene Ontology annotation, molecular function: metallocarboxypeptidase activity; zinc ion binding. The record is from RefSeq and is a predicted model, not a curated record. Gene Ontology annotation, biological process: proteolysis. The transcript has 21 exons.